AUGAAAAUAAUAGAUAAAAGUCGAGUCUAAAGGGAUGAUUCAAUCGAAAGUUUAAAGAAGGAAAUAUCCAUUCUAAUGAUAAUAAGCCACAAAAAUAUCGUAAAAUUAAUUGAAGUAUUAGCUUCAAGAACUAAAAUUUAUUUAGUUCUUGAAUUUAUGAAAGGUGGAGAAUUAUGGGAUAUUAUAAAGGAUAAGGGAAAAAUAAAUGAAGAUGAAAUGAGAAAUAUUUUCAGAUAAAUAUUAUUAGCCAUAGAAUAUUGUAAAAGUAAAAAUAUUGCACAUAGAGAUUUAAAACCUGAAAAUAUUUUAAUUGAUGAAUUUGGAACUAUUAAAGUUUCAGAUUUUGGUUUAUCUUCUUUAUAUGAAGAUUCAACUUAAAUAUAAAAUUUAUUACAUACUACGUGUGGAACUAUUAAUUAUUUAGCACCUGAAGUUAUCUAAAAUAUGGGAUAUGAUGGACAUAGGGCUGAUAUAUGGUCUUUAGGCAUUAUUUUAUAUUUUUGUGUUGCAGGAAGAUUACCUUUUGAAGAUGAUAAUGUAUCAAAAUUACUUGAAAAAAUAGUUUCUUCAAAUUAUGAUAUGCCGAAAUCAUUUUCUAAAAAUUUGUAAGAUAUGAUAAAAUUAAUAUUGAAUAAUAAUCCUAAAAAAAGAGUAACAUUAGAAUAGAUAAAAAAUCAUUCGUGGUUUAGAGAAAUCACUGCAUUCGAAUUGAUGACUUUUUUAACAGGAAGUUUUAUAAAUAGAAUAUUUGAUGUUUAGUUCUAAAAGCGUAUUAAUAACUUAAUCCAACUGAAGUUUAUCAUAUUUAUCCAAAUAGAUAAUAUUAUAUUAAAUGCUGGUUUAAAAUGA
Molecule: messenger RNA, 849 nt
Organism: Ichthyophthirius multifiliis
Lineage: Eukaryota; Ciliophora; Oligohymenophorea; Hymenostomatida
Exons: 8
Biological process (GO): protein phosphorylation
Molecular function (GO): protein kinase activity; ATP binding
Source: RefSeq, a predicted model, not a curated record